Cyprinodon variegatus (sheepshead minnow) is the source of this 508-nucleotide messenger RNA. Its product is annotated as synaptosomal-associated protein 23-like. Lineage: Eukaryota; Metazoa; Chordata; Actinopteri; Cyprinodontiformes; Cyprinodontidae. Gene Ontology annotation, cellular component: plasma membrane; SNARE complex. Gene Ontology annotation, molecular function: syntaxin binding; SNAP receptor activity. Gene Ontology annotation, biological process: synaptic vesicle fusion to presynaptic active zone membrane; synaptic vesicle priming; exocytosis. Bases 180 to 419 code for a protein of 79 amino acids. The record is from RefSeq and is a predicted model, not a curated record. The transcript has 3 exons.
AUGAAAAUAACAGGCGUAACUCAAUGAGAGGGCACUGAUGAGAUCAGUUUCUCCUCCACAGACUGAAAGCCUUUGAGGAGAGCGGGCCGUACAAGGCGGUUUGGGGCAGAGCCUCCAAUCAGGACGGGGUUGUAUCCGAUCAGCCUCCGACGUCUCGGGUUGUUGAUCAGCGAGAGCAAAUGGUGAUGAGUGGAGGAUACAUACGCAGGGUGACUAAUGAUGCUCGUGAGGAUGAGAUGGAGCAGAACCUGGCUCAUGUGGGGAGCAUCAUGGGGAAUCUAAAAAGCAUGGCUUUGGACAUCAGCAAUGAGCUGGAAUCGCAGGGUGGCCUGAUUUCUCGCAUUAACGAAAAGGCCAACGUUAAUGUUUCCCGCAUUGAAGCCGCCAACCAGAAGGCAAACAACCUGAUGAAGCGAUAGGAGCACAGGACUGAAUAAGUGAGGGACUGCCUUUGAUUCAAUGAGUCGAUGCAAUCAACUGAUUUUCCUUAGAUGGAAACUUUGACUCA